AUGCGUCAUCUCUUUGAAGUCACUUUGUUACUCGCGCUUGUGAGUGCAUCAUUUGCAGUGCGCACGGGGAAACGUACGGCUCCGAAGGGCCCAGUGUACACUGACAAGGACCCUGGCAACUACAUGCAGGAGCAUAUGGCGUCUGAGCAUCACAUCGGAGCCUUCGAUCUGGCAAGUUUCUUCGCACUGCACGAUCUUGACCGCAAUGGCAUUCUCGAGAGACCCGAGAUCGAGGCGAUUUACGGUGUGCAUCACUCGCUCUCACGCAAGCACUCGCCUAAUGCAGAAGUGCAUGAUGGCAAAGCUGAUACAAUAGUGCGCGAAGUGCUUCGCCGUCUGGACUUUAACAAGGACGGCGUUAUCACUCGCGCUGAGUUUUUGCGCGGUGGAAAGGCAGGUCUGCCGCAGUUCCCCGAGUUUGGAGCGCAUGCGCUGGGCCACCACUAUGAUGAAGAGUCCGAGUACUUUGUCCAUCACGAGAGCUUAUACCAUAACCGUCCUGAGGACCAAACGGCAGAGGCAUACAAGCACAAAGAAGAUUUGGAGCACUUUGAUCACCAUGCUGCCAUUGAGCGCGAAGAGGAGGAGCGCGAGCGCUUGGCCGAGGGCAUGCCAUCCAUUGAGGAAGACAUGCGCCGCAAACAAGCGGCAGCGGCCAAAGGCGAGACGUAUGACAGUGCGUAUGAGAAGCAAUUUUCGCCAGAAAUGAUGGAGAAUGCGAAGGACUACGAGGCUAUGAGCGAGCUGGGCGCGGCUGGCCGUGAUCUGCUCUCAGCCCAGCACAUAUUCAAGACGCCCGAUGGCAUCAAGAAGGUCGAGGCCACCAAAGACAAUGUGAUUAUGCCCAAGGGUGACCUGGGUAACGAAGAUGCACCACCUGUGUUUGCCGUGGGAGAUAGUGCCGCACGUGCUCCUGCCGAUCACAUUGACGGCGAGACGGAACUGGGCCGCAAGAUCCGUUUGGACCGUGCUCGUCGCGAGGCCAAUGGCCGCCCGCGAUUCGGUAUGGGCAUGAAUGGCUUUGCCAAGCCACGCAAUGAUGCGGAUCGACUUCGCGCGGGUAUGCCUUAUAAGUACCGCAUGAAGCAGAACCAGGGCUUUUUGCGCGAGAUGUAA
Messenger RNA from Malassezia restricta, 1116 nucleotides. RefSeq names its product secretory pathway protein Ssp120. The transcript has a single exon. The coding region runs from base 1 to 1116 and encodes 371 amino acids. Gene Ontology annotation, molecular function: calcium ion binding. NCBI's taxonomy places the organism in Eukaryota, Fungi, Basidiomycota, Malasseziomycetes, Malasseziales, Malasseziaceae. Gene Ontology annotation, cellular component: endoplasmic reticulum-Golgi intermediate compartment; extracellular exosome. The record is from RefSeq and is a predicted model, not a curated record.